Messenger RNA from Dendronephthya gigantea, 4683 nucleotides. RefSeq lists its product as uncharacterized. Lineage: Eukaryota; Metazoa; Cnidaria; Anthozoa; Malacalcyonacea; Nephtheidae. The transcript is spliced from 14 exons. The record is from RefSeq and is a predicted model, not a curated record. The coding region runs from base 214 to 4479 and encodes 1421 amino acids.
UUUUGUCAAGGAAUUGGAAGCUGAGCUCGUUUGAUAAUUCACUUUCAAAAUAAACAAAUUACAAAUUCUCGAACGGAGCCGUAGUAAAAAAUCGUUGAAGAUUUUAGGCGGAAAUAUUUCAAAACAGCGUCCAAAAAACAGCGCAAAAACAAAACAACGUUCGCCGGGGAUAGACCAAAGGAUGUAAAGAUAUUUCCUCUUCAAAAAGAAACCAUGCAAUGUCCUUUGUGCAGAGAAUCUGUGGCUGAUGAAAACGCUUUGCAAGUUCACUAUCUCAUGUCGUGUUUGGGAUAUCUCGAUAACGCUUCAACAAAUAAACAAAACGAAGCUCCUCCGAGCAAAAAGUUGGUGCAGUUCAGAUGGAUCAAAUCGAAGCCAACUCUUGCUAGAGAAGUCUAUUUGAUCAGCUCUUUGGCUGGAUCUGUGAAGCUGGAUUGGCGAGUAAUUGAUGAAUGUUUUCUGUCAGAUCAAGUGGAGGUACCCCAGGGUUUGCAUGUGUGUCAAUUGGUUGUGGAUGGAGAUAUGAUGUCAACGGAUGAUUUCAGUGUUUCUGAUACUAGUCGAACUAUUGAUGUUCUGAUCUCUAAAGACUCUCCAGUUGAUGAAUCAACAGGCAAUGUUUCUGAAGAAGAACAUCAAAUGGAAACCACAUCAAAUCCGGGCAAUGUUGAUGAAGCAGACGGAGAAACUGAAGUUCCAUCCACAGAGGCAGAAACAACCAGAAAAAGUUCUUUGUACAGAGAACUUAUAACUCAUCAAAUUCUUCACGGGGAUUCUUUUGAAACUCUGACGGGUACCACUCGGCCAGAUCUCGGGGAAAGUUCGGGCUCACGGAAGGAAAGAUCGAGAGGGAACGGCGUAUCUUCGAGGAAGACUCGUGCUCCGAUAGUCAGGGACGCCCAGGAUACAAGUGGGAUUGACGCGGCAUUGACUGGCAGUGAAGAAACAACUCGGAGAAAUCCGGAUGAUUCCGAACUUCCACGAGAAAGGAAUAAUGACGCUCCAUAUCACUCGUUGAGCCCCGAGGAACUGCAGGAGUUCCUCCAGCCAACAAGACCUCGGCAAGAGAUCAGUGGUGGAGAUGACGACAGCCCUAGCAUAGUAACAGAAGAGAGAGAAUCAUCACUUUCGGACAUCAACGGUACUGAAGGAAACUUGUUAAAUCUUUCACAAGAAGAUUUUGAUGCCCGACCGGAACUUCUCGGCCAAUCAAAUGGCGAGAACGAAGGCGAUCACGUUCGGCCUGGAACUGUUCCCCAUCCAGAUACAUCAUCAGAUCAGGGCGGCGAAGAUGACGUCGUGGUGACGACUCGUGAACAGUCGACGUUGGGUGAACGAGAACGAUCGGUGCGUGGUCGUGAACAACCGGGCAGGGAUCGGGAACAGUCGGUUGGCGAUCGUAAACCUUUGGUAGGGGAACGUGAAUCAUUAGUUGGCGUUCGUGAAUCAUUAGUUGGCGUUCGUGAAGAGUCGGUAGACGAUCGUAAGGAGUCGGCGGGCGGUCGUGAACAAGAAGUUCUUCCCGUCGAACGUCGUGAGCCAUCGUCGGACCAAGAUAGAGAAAGUUUGAUCAAUGGUUGUUCCGAGCAGUCUCCGAACAACGAUGGUCGUGAAAUGUCGUCCGGAAAUCGACCGAAACCAUUACCGCGUGACCGUCACGUGGAAUCCUUGGCUGACGAUCCUGGACUUGUCGGAGACAAACGUGAGCAUUCGGGUAGCGAAGAUGAAACGUCAGGCGAGAAUCGUAAACCGUCGGGAGACGAUCGUAAAGCGUCAUCGGGCAGCCUUCGCACCGAGAACCAAGAUCCAUUGCUCGGCCACCACGAACUAACUUCGGCUGGUCUUCUGGGGAGAUUUUCCGAUGGCGGCAGAGAUCGACAAUUCUUUUCCCUCCCGGUUACAACAGGAAUUUCCGUCACCAGGGGUCAAGGGCCGCCCCACCAGAGUUUCCCCACCUUCUCUAACGGAACUCAAGGACCAGACAACACUACCCACGACGGUAGCCAUGGGUUAGAAAUUAAUCCAGUAACGACCACCAUUCCAGAUGACCUUCUUUUCAAACCUCAGUCCACGAAAACCCAUCCCAGAACCGCCAGGAAGGUAACGAACGCAAGAAGACCAUUUUGGAGAAACCAAUCCGGUUACAAAGGCAAGAAAUCGAAGCCCGCGAGUCGCGAAGUCAGCGGGAAAAACUUGGAUAUUGGGUCUCGAAAUGAGGACGCGAAUGUUCAAAAUGAAAGAAGUACACUCACAAGUCGCGAGGGUGGUGCUAAAGUUCAAUAUAUUGGUUCCCGAACAAGAGAAAUCCAUGAUGCAGACCCCGAUGCUGGUUCUCAGAACAGAGAAGUGACAAUUUCAAGCACAAAUGCAAGUACUUCAAGUAAGAUGACUCGUGACGUUCCACGGUCCACAAAUAUCUCUGUGGGUGAAAAUUUUCCAGCGGUUUCCAGGCAUAAACCUCAGGGAUCUUAUCUGACCGGCAGUGAUGUCAAGCGUCCCCCGUCGUACACAACUAUCCCAAGUAGAUCCUAUUCAUCUCAGCCGUAUACAUCUCAUACAGCAAUUUCCCCACUGUCACCCCCUCGGGAUGACGAAACGGCCGUGUCAAGUGCAUUGGGGUCUGGGACCAGAGGAGUCACAGAUCGUGACACUCGUGUUGCCUCGAAAAUCAUUCUGGAUCGAGACACUCCGACGGGUUCUUCACAAAAGGCUGAUGGAACUCAGGCUUCAAGUGGAGGUUCGGUGACCACAGCUAAUAAAACGUUUACAGACGAAAGCAUAAAAGAACUUCUGGAGUCUUUAAAGAAGGAGACAUCAAAAGGAAAGUCAUCUUCAAAGAGCCCUCGAGAUGAAGUCAGCAGCACUAGUGAAAUUCCUACAUUGAAAACUAGACUCACAGAGCAAGAAGAACUGAUCAAAAAGUUGAAAGCCAAACGUUCUGAUGACAAGAAAGUAAUCGAGGCACUUCGAGAAAAGGAAAUUCAGUUAACGAAAGCUCUAUCGUUGGCUGAGGGGAAUAAAAAAGCGUUGAAAGACCAAGAGGAAAUUGCAAGCCAGUUAAUGGAUGCUUUGGGUGACAAGGAAAAGGAAUACGCUGAACUGGAAACACAAGCUCUUGAUUUAAAGCGGGAACACAAGCGCUUGAUUAGCGAGAUUGAAGAAAUGAAGAAAAAAUACGAAAAGAAAAUUCAUGAUUUGAGGAGUAUUAAUGUUUCUCUGGAAGAUAAGAUUAAAUCUCAUCAUGAAACGUCCAAACCCAAAUCCCCAAGACACACCGAAGAAUACAAACAGCUACUUGAGUCUUGUAUGAAAUCUCGGGCCGUUGCCGCGAGUCUCGAAGACCAAGUGGAAGCAUUAAAGAAAGAAAAUAAAGAUCUCAAAGAUAAACUGGAGUUGUCGCCAGAAGACAUCUCGAAACGUACCAGAGCAAACUACUCAUCUUCCCCAGACAGAGGCAUGAGAACAAGUCGUGAAGAGCAAGUGACAAAUUCGAUGAAUGGUUACCUGGAUACCAACGAAUCGUCAUCUUUGGUUGGUCGACAGCAGUUGGAUAGUCGACAUAGUCCAACUGAUACCCGAGCACGCGCCGAGAACGACCGAUAUCUAUCGUAUGCGUCACGAUAUUCGCCGAGUGAUUCCCGAUACCCUUACGACGAUCACCGAACAUCGUACGAAAGUCGACGACACUUGCCGGAGAGUGCGAAUACUCGCCCGACUCACUCACGACCAGAAUCCGAAUCAACCCGAAGCCAUUUUGAGACUCAUCAACGAAGCAGGUCCGGAAGAUCCCGAGACCGAUCCGAUGUUCAUGCAUAUGAAAGUCCCGAAACAAGUCCUCGAGUUGAAAAGCAUCGAAGUCGGCAGUCGAGAAGUCGCGAACGUAGCACGAUGUUUGACGAUCUUUCACCGUCGGAAAUUGCCGGAGUGGAUUACAGGACUCCGUAUUCCAGACGCAGCCACAGUUCAGACGCUAUAAGAAAUGUUCGCCGCGACCAGGACAAGAUCUCGCCCAGUCAAGAAAGAGGAAGCCAAGAGCUUGACCGAAGAAGUAAAGAUAGAUCAGGUUUACAUCGUACAGGCUCCUCUGACAAUCUUCGCAGUUCAAGAUUUACGUCCGCAGAUCUAACGGACGACUUCACCCUGACCGGCGAAGGCCUGGGUUCAACUCCAUCCCCAGAGACAGCAUCAUCCCGGAGAUCCAGUCCCGGAAAAGGAACCCCAUUCGCGCCAGAGAGCCCGCGACAGUUGGAUGUGGGAAUGUCUGUGUUAGUCACUCGACACAGAGGAAAAUUAAGUCGUGGAGUAGUUCGAUAUAUUGGAUAUCUUCCUGAAAAACUAAACAAGAUAUACAUUGGGCUCGAGCUUGGAGAUUCAGAUGGUAAGCAUGACGGCAAAUUUAAUGGCCAAAGAUUUUUCAAAUGCAAACAAAACCACGGUGUAUUUGUUCUUUUUGAGAAAGUUGUUAUGGCUUACACGUGAAGUCAAAUAAGAUACGUAUAAACAACUCCCAUCAACAGAACAUCGUUGCCAACAGACUUGUAGCUUUCUUGUCGAAAAUGACAUUCCAACAACAUUCCUACUCGCUACAACACUGCCUCUUUUAACUUCAUUAUUAAGAGGAGAUAUUUUUCUAUGUCGCGUAAUAUAUGCUCAAAACCUCAGUUAUAUCUUCAUGCAACAGCA